GACGUCGCUCUCAUUAUUUACAUACAAGAAGGAAAGAUUGGAAAAGAGACUGCUUGCAGAAACACGCAAAUGGUCAGGAUGACCCACAAGCAUUACCUGGAGGGCCAGGUGUAUUCUGUGCCCCUCAUUCAGCCAGACCUGCGGCGUGAGGAGGCCAUCCACCAAAUCGCAGAUGCCCUACAGUACCUGGAGAAAAUUUCCACUGACAUCUUCAGCAGGGUGUCUCAGCAUGUGGAGAAGAACCGUUCCCACCUCCAGGAGGUCACGGACCGCAUUAAGCUCGCACAAGCCCGUGUGGACAAGAUCAAGGGCAGUAAAAAGGCCACUAAGGUGUUUUCCAGUGCCAAGUACCCCGCUCCGGACAAGCUGCAGGACUACUCCUCAAUCUUUGCCGGUGCAUCAGAUCCUGCCUCCCAGAAGCGGCCACGCUACAAGGUGCAGAGCAAACAUCGUGUACUGGAUGACAAGGCCCUUCAGGAGAAGCUGUUGUACUUCCCCGUGUGCGUCAACGCCAAGAAAUCUCUGGAUGAUGAGGCGGAGGAGGGGCUAGGGAGCCUACCUAGAAAUGUCAACUCAGUCAGCUCCUUGCUGCUCUUCAACACCACUGAGAACCUCUAUAAAAAAUAUGUGUUCCUGGACCCGCUGGCGGGUGCUGUAACAAAGACCCACAACACGCUGGAAACAGAGAAGGAGGAGAAGCCCUUUGAUGCUCCUCUGUCCAUCACCAAGAGGGAGCAGCUGGAGAGACAGACAGCAGAGAGCUACUUCUACGUGCCUGACCUGGGCCAGGUUCCCGAGAUUGACGUGCCUUCCUACCUGCCCGACCUGCCGGGCAUCGCUGAUGACCUCAUGUACAGCGCCGACCUGGGCCCGGGAUUUGCGCCAUCGGUGCCCUCCAGCGCCACCAUGCCAGAACUGCCCUCCUUUGGCACAGAGCCGGAAGAGCCCAAUGGGCCAGGCUUCCUAUCGCGAACUGAAGCACCACCCCCACCACCACCACCUCCACCUCCUCCACCCCCUCCUGAAGCCCCACUCCUCAACUCACCCCCACCUCCAGGUGCUCCACCCGUUCCUCCUCCACCCCCACCACCUCUGCCUGACACACCCAGUGCUGGUGGCGGCGAGUCGGACGCCAGGUCUCAGUCCACAGGCACAGUGAAGGGAGCUCCCUCAGAGGUGGUGCAGCCCUCGGAUGGCAGAGCCAGCUUGCUAGAGUCCAUCCGCAUGGCAGGCGGCAUUGGUAAGGCCAAGCUGCGCAACGUCAAGGAGCGAAAGAUGGAGAAGAAGAAGCAGAAAGAACAGGAACAAGCAGUGGCAGCUGUGGCCAGUGGAGGAGACUUCAUGUCUGACCUCUUCAACAAGUUGGCCAUGCGCAGGAAAGGCAUCUCGGGCAAGGGCCCAGGUGGAGGAGAUGGCACCGACGGCCCAGCCAGCUCCACUGGUGCCUUCGCCAGGAUGUCUGAUGUCAUCCCUCCGCUUCCCGCACCCCAACAACCAACUGCAGAUGAUGAUGACGACUGGGAGGCAUAAUGCAAGAGAUCUGUCCUUCAGUUGGACUGGCACAGAUGGGGGAGGAAUUUGGACUCAAGAAUAUCUUACUAGUUCUGGCAUCUCCAUGUGAGCACUUUAAGGUCUGCUGCGGGCAGAAAAAUUGAAAGCAAGGGAUGUUGGGAAGGAAAUUGCUCAACACUCAAUUUGUUCUUCCUCUGUGGAAGUUGUCUGAAUCACAAAUUUAUGAUUGCUUCAUAAAAUAAUGUCCACAUUAAAUUUGUUUUUCCACUACAGCUUCAUCUAUGAACAAAAUCAGUCUGAACUUUUCUUUGUGUAAAAAUGCUCAGUAACAUUUUCUAACUAACCAUUUUACUAAAACAUGUCUUUUUUUGCUUCUCUCUUUUUUUUUUUUUUUUUUUUUUUUCUGUGUGCCAAGAAGGUAACAUAAUGACCUUUCAAGUCACACCAUCUUUGGUGGCAUCUUGAUGUUUAACAUGUUUUUCAGCAUAGAAAAUUCAUCCUGUUUUGUCUCUUCCUCAACCUCUUCUGCUGUGUGGAAGGAGGAAGGCUGCAGGGAGACUCAGGGUCAGUGGACAGCACAGCACAGGGCCAUGUGGAAUCUGUUGUACGCUCCAGGUGCUAAGCGGGGGUUUCAGCACAUUGAUUGGCACUUAGUUACAUAUGACUUUGCAGAGGAAGUUGGAAUCUGGUCAGAGUCCAACUGAGUAUAGUAUGUGUUGUACAUAUACAUUAAUAUACCAUAUGAGCAGUGCUCUCAGCUGGAGUUUUGUUUGCAUCCAUUUUUAGGCCUUUUUGAACCCAAUGCACUACUACAAGUCCCGUAUGAUUGCCCAGAUGUACAGAAUGCUUAUCUGUGUGAGAAGCACACAUUGUGCUGUGGUCGUUCAUUCGGCAGCGCCGGACAGACUGAUAAAGGACAAGCGGAGCACAGCUGGUGGUGUGCGGUGAAAUCAGCACCGCCGAUGCCUUGGUGGGCAAACACACAUGGGGUCGUGAGAACAUCUGGGUGUGUUUGGGAACAUGUGUCCUGCUGACAGGAGAACCCGCACUUGUACUUUGUCACUGUCCAGCAAAAGGUUUUAGGGAUUCAACAGAGGUCAGGAAGUUGAACUGAUAAUACAGCUCGCAAUGCGAAAGGAUUUUUGCAGCUUUAUGGACUAAAGUUCCAAAAACCUAAAAAGUUAUAAUAAUAAACGUGUGCUUUGGGGGGUUUAAAAAAUGUAUUAUAGCUAGUGUCAGAAUGUUUUAUGUGAUGAUUAAGCAAGAGCAAAGUGUACAUAAUUGUGUACAUAAUUUCUGACUACUAUUAUAUAAUGGAAACUGGUAUCAGUCCUGAGCAUUGCUCCGAUAAAUGACUUCCAGGCCACCCUGAGCUACUACCUAAAAGAAGCUGCCCUAAUGAUAAGUCCAAUGGUUUAUAUUUUAGUUGCACCCCUGUCUAAUUAAAGGCAAAUUAACACAUCAAUAUUCCAAAUUCUUAUAUGCAAAUGUGAAAAAUAAAAUUUAAGAAAAAACCUAGAGCAAAGUUGCCCAGUGGUUUGUUUUAUUGUAUUUUUUUUAAUUUUUAAGUUAGUAAGUACAGAGAAACACAGUCUCCACUAAUUGUAGGAUGCCUGAUGCACUGUUUUUGGUAGAACAUUUGAGUAAAAGAAAAAAUAUAUAUACAGUAGUGUGCAAAAGUUUUAGGCACUUGGUUGG
Scleropages formosus (Asian bonytongue) is the source of this 3210-nucleotide messenger RNA. RefSeq names its product WAS protein family homolog 1 (gene wash1). Gene Ontology annotation, cellular component: recycling endosome; early endosome; WASH complex. Gene Ontology annotation, molecular function: gamma-tubulin binding; alpha-tubulin binding. Gene Ontology annotation, biological process: retrograde transport, endosome to Golgi; Arp2/3 complex-mediated actin nucleation; endocytic recycling. The record is from RefSeq and is a predicted model, not a curated record. The transcript is spliced from 11 exons. NCBI's taxonomy places the organism in Eukaryota, Metazoa, Chordata, Actinopteri, Osteoglossiformes, Osteoglossidae. The coding region runs from base 70 to 1530 and encodes 486 amino acids.